ACGUUUAGUUCGUUGAUCGUGUGUAGUUGACAACAUAUGUCAAUCGAUUCAAUGUGAAAUAUCAAGUAAAAGGAGAGUGCAUAAAAAUGGAUAUACCAAGUGAAUUAUCUUUGACUGAAAUUCGAAAUUUCAUGUUGAAAAAUGGUGGAAAAGUCACAAAUCAUGAAUUAGUUAAAUAUUUCAAACAAUUCCUCACGAAUCCCAACACAAAAGAAGAAGCAAGAAAGCGAUUCAAAACCUACGUCAACAUUUUGUCAACAAUCAAAAAUGAAAAUAGUGAGAAAUAUUUAAUUCUACGUAAACGUUACUACAAUGAGAGCCCGAUUGAGUAUGAGCCCGACGAUGAUUUAAAUUUAAUUGGUAAUCCAGAACUGUUGCAAAGUCCCGGCUCACGCUCUGGUAUAUCGGAACACGAUUUGUGCUCAAGCGGGCAAUUUUUGAAUGUAUUCCAAAACCAAUCACCCGAAUGUUUGCAAUACAAAGAACCACCACCGUACAAGCCUCCACCAAAAGUAUUGCUUCAUGCAUAUAAAAACCAAGAGAAAUAUAGUGAAUGUGUCGAUGAAUUUAGAUCUGCACUUUAUUCUAUCGGCUGUCAGCGAAACAAUGCAGACAGCGGUACUUCGAAGCCAGAGCAAGCAUAUCCAGAAAAUCCGCCAAAAUGCAAGUCAACAAAAGAUGAUGUAAACUAUUCCAAACGGCAAAUGUUGGAAGCUACACCAGCGAAAUCGAAUAUAUCCACAGAAAACACGGAGAGUGUAGACAAAGAAAAUGUUUUCGAUUCAGCAAAGACAUCAUUUGCACUUGAUGCGGAACGAACGCUUGAUAAACAAAUAAGUGUUAAAGAAGCAACAAAGAAAUUCAAUCGAAUCGCAUCGGAAGAAGAAGCAAGCAAAAUUAUAUCACCAAAUGCUAAGAAAAAGCCGGAAAAG
Molecule: messenger RNA, 932 nt
Organism: Sitodiplosis mosellana (orange wheat blossom midge)
Lineage: Eukaryota; Metazoa; Arthropoda; Insecta; Diptera; Cecidomyiidae
Exons: 2
Source: RefSeq, a predicted model, not a curated record